GGGUGAGCAGCAUGAGCUCCAUUUGACAGGCAUGGACUUUGCUUUCGGCUCUCAGUAGUUUCCCCUGGUAUCAUAUCAUCCCGCUGGAAUCAUGUCAUUUUAGCGUUAAUUAAAGCAGAGAAUAGACGCGCAAUUUUGGCUAAUGUAGGUCCAAUCAGGGCUGGUGUUCUUCUGAACGAAGGCGCUUCAGGGACAUCUCUGGCACCCAGACCGAGCAGGUGGGAAGUGAAAGUUACUUUGCUUGCUCGGUUCCUCUAAUGCAACCGUGCAUAGGUCUCCAGGCAGCAUGAACGUGUCCGACUCCUGGCGCGUCGGAGACUCGUCCCCUCCUGCGCUGGAGAUGUCUCCGGAACCGUGCGCGCGUCCCCCGCGGGAGCAGAGCGCACGGCUGGAUGUGCCCGCGCAGUCGGCUGGCCCUCAGCGCCGAGCCUCGCACCUGUACGGCUACGGGCAUCGCAUGUCGGUGUACAGCGCCACGCGACCCGUCCUCACCCGCGCUUACUUCCAAGGACAGGUGUACAACUUUUUGGAAAGACCAUCCGGGUGGAAAUGCUUUGUGUAUCACUUUACAGUGUUUUUAAUUGUACUAUCUUGCCUGAUCCUCAGUGUGCUGUCCACUAUUGAUGAGUAUCAGUCUCUGGCCCAAGAAACACUUUUCUGGGUGGAAAUAGUGUUGGUGGUAUUUUUCGGAGUGGAGUAUGUGGUGAGGCUGUGGUCUGCAGGAUGCCGCAGUAAAUACGUGGGGAUUCUGGGGAGGCUCCGCUUUGCAAGAAAGCCCAUCUCUAUCAUUGACUUAAUUGUGGUGGUGGCCUCGGUCAUUGUUCUUUCAGUAGGAUCUAAUGGGCAGGUCUUUGCUACCUCUGCCGUCAGAGGCAUCCGCUUUUUGCAGAUUCUACGAAUGUUGCAUGUGGAUCGUCAGGGAGGAACCUGGAGGCUGCUUGGAUCGGUUGUUUUUAUCCAUCGGCAGGAACUGAUCACAACUCUCUAUAUUGGAUUCUUGGGUCUGAUCUUCUGCUCGUACUUUGUGUACCUGGCAGAAAAAGACGCAGUGGACAGCAAUGGUAUCACAGAAUUUUCCAGCUAUGCUGAUGCUCUGUGGUGGGGAGUGGUGACCGUCACGACUAUCGGGUAUGGGGACAAAGUUCCACAGACUUGGAUAGGAAAAACGAUUGGUUCCUGUUUUGCUGUCUUUGCCAUGUCAUUCUUUGCCCUGCCUGCUGGAAUUCUAGGUUCAGGCUUUGCCCUGAAAGUCCAACAGAAACAGAGACAAAAGCACUUCAACAGGCAAAUUCCUGCAGCUGCCUGUCUUAUACAGACUUCAUGGAGGUGUUUUGCAGUAGAAAACCCCGACUCUUCUACCUACAAGAUGUUUUUGCGAAAGAAGCCUCUGUUGUCAAGUCAAAUGAUAUCCAAUCCUAAAGCUAAAAAAACUAUAAAAAUGAGAAGAAAGAUGAAACCCAGUGAGAAAAACAAUGGCCCAAAUUCUCCAACAAUCCCUGCAAUCACCUUCGACUCAGUGUCUGAUGAUGGCCGUGACCAAAGUCAGGAUACAGUGUACAGUACUGAAACAUCCGUAAAAGCAUUUGCUCAGAGAAGAUUUGAACAACAGCACUCCUGGACCUCAAUAACCUCCUUCCAGUUCUCCCCUCCUCCAGUAAGGCAAAGCUCAGAGUUAUUGGAGGUGCAACCACGUCCCCCUUUGGAGAGGAACAAUAGUUUUGCUGAAGACCUGGAAAUGGAAGCAGAGAGGGACAUCUUUCUCAUGCCCGUCUCUCAUGUGUCAGAGUUGCGAGAAACUCACCGGGCAGCUAUUAAAGUGAUCCAGAGAAUGCGCUAUUUUGUGGCCAAAAAAAGAUUCCAGCAAGCACGUAAACCAUAUGAUGUCAGAGAUGUGAUUGAGCAAUACUCUCAAGGCCAUGUCAACCUCAUGGUGCGCAUCAAGGAGCUGCAGAGAAGACUGGAUCAGAGUUUGGGGAAAAUGUCCUUGUUCCAGACAAGUUCAGAACGAGCUAAAGAUCGAGGCACGAAUACAAUUGGUUCCAGACUCAAAAGGAUGGAGGACAAGAUCACACAUAUGGACAAGUCUCUCAACCGCAUCGUGGACUCUCUGAACCUCCUGCUGAAGAGUGAGGGUGGUGUGAGCAGUGUGGCAGGCGCAGUACAGGAUGAAAGGCCCUACACGCUAACACGCAACCUCAGUCUGCCCACGUAUGACCAGCUCUCCACCAUGUGUCCAUCUGCCCCUGAGGAGAGUUCCUGAGCUUUAAUAGCCUCCAAAAAGCAACUGUGCCUUGUGCGGGUUUGUGUUGGAGCUGAGUAGACAUGAAUAAAAAGACACUGAAUCUGUUCUCAUGCUUGGUAAGAUUUACUCAGGUGGACCAAGUCACUCUGUCGGACAAAACGGAAUGGAUUACCGAUUAGGCGUGGUGUGUUUACUGUAUAAGGACAAAUACGUGAGAUUAUUUGUAAUCCAAAAUCUUGAUAUGCUGAUUAUUAUGAAAUCCAGGUUUUUUGUUUUUUUUUCUUCAAAGUUUUAAUACAAGCUACGGGGAUGCUUAAGGCAAGCUAUGACCAUCCAAACUGUUGCAUGUAUAUUUAUUAGAUCCAGUCAUUUGGGGCGGUUAUGCAAUCUGUACAUUUCAAAUCUAUUUAUUACAACGUAUACAUUGAUUCACAAAUUUCGUGAUUUCUGUUCACAUGCAAUUUACUUUUUUUUUUCUUUCCUCCGAAUAAUGAGCCAGACGGUGUGACUGCAUCACUCCGAAAUACUUUUUUUGAUUUUUAUACAUGCUAGUUUGCCUAUUAAUAAAUCUUAACCAUCA
Molecule: messenger RNA, 2822 nt
Organism: Silurus meridionalis
Lineage: Eukaryota; Metazoa; Chordata; Actinopteri; Siluriformes; Siluridae
Gene: kcnq1.1
Product: potassium voltage-gated channel, KQT-like subfamily, member 1.1
Exons: 18
Coding region: 287-2260 (657 amino acids)
Biological process (GO): potassium ion transport; transmembrane transport
Cellular component (GO): membrane; voltage-gated potassium channel complex
Molecular function (GO): voltage-gated potassium channel activity
Source: RefSeq, a predicted model, not a curated record